GUGAGAGGUCACGAGAGCUAUCUCGAAUCGGUGUGUUAUCAAAGAUUGGUUCGGUAGAGAUGCUUCAUUCGUUCCUCCCCAGCGUCUGCUUCGCCCUUCCAUCACCCUCUACAGCUCCAGCCAGCAUGUCGCUCUAACUCCUCCACCUCCACUCCUCCUCUGGCGCCCACAACAUGCCCUUCCCUCACACUCCGUCCCCACCCGCCCUCUUCCCCACCUACCUACUCCCCUCCCUCCCCUUCCGCCGCCGCAAAUCCAGCACCGACAGCAACGCCUCCACCCUCACCACCUCAUCCACCGCCUCCUCUUCCCCUCCCACCACCACCUCGCUCCUCACAGGCCACACCUCGCAUCUCCGCUGCGCCCGCUGUGCCGCCGAUCUCGCCCUCUCCACCCAGAUCAUCAGCAAAGGUUUCACAGGCCGGCACGGACGCGCCUACCUCGUCGCCCCCUCGGCCAGCACUAGCAUCAGCAACAACCCGAUUGGACUCGGUAGCGCGAAGGCCAAAAACGACGCUCUGCCUAAUUUGCCUAACACGUACACGCAUAAACCCGUUCCGCGACAACUGGUUACAGGAGCGCAUACGGUCGGCGACAUCAGCUGCGCGCAGUGUGGGAGUCUGCUGGGAUGGAAGUACGUCGCUGCUGAGGAGGAGGCGCAGAGGUACAAGGUUGGGAAGUUCAUCCUUGAAACGAAGCGGGUUUGUCGGACGAGUACGUGGGAUGGAGAUGAGGGGGAUGGGAACACUGGUUUGGGAUUUGGGGGAAACCGACGAGACUCUCUACCUCCGAAUAUGGUGAAGGAGGUGGAGGAGCUUGAGUUUGACAGUCAGGACGAGGAUGAGUGCGAGGAUUUGUUUAUGGGCAUCUGGACGCCGCAGUUGGCGGCGCAGAGGCGGAAGAAGAACCGCUUUUGAAGGGACCCGAUGCUUUCUGGAUCUGGAGUUCGUUGGACUUGUUCAGUGUCUUUUGGUGAUGGGAUGGCGUUGGACGGCGUUGCAAUACACGACGAUACCCCUGCAUAACGAUACCCCCUGCAUUGACAGCGACU
Messenger RNA from Neohortaea acidophila, 1051 nucleotides. RefSeq names its product yippee zinc-binding/DNA-binding /Mis18, centromere assembly-domain-containing protein. Lineage: Eukaryota; Fungi; Ascomycota; Dothideomycetes; Mycosphaerellales; Teratosphaeriaceae. The record is from RefSeq and is a predicted model, not a curated record. Bases 174 to 917 code for a protein of 247 amino acids. The transcript has a single exon.